Messenger RNA from Ictidomys tridecemlineatus (thirteen-lined ground squirrel), 4246 nucleotides. The record is from RefSeq and is a predicted model, not a curated record. Lineage: Eukaryota; Metazoa; Chordata; Mammalia; Rodentia; Sciuridae.
CACUGGAUUCAAUCCUUAGCACCACAUAAAAAGAAAGAAAUAGAGAAUGUAUUAUCUACAACUUAAAAAAAAAUAAAAUAAAAAGAGAGGGUCCCACUCUUUGCAGAGGCUGACCUGACCUUGGGCUCCUCUAGCUUUAAUCUCCCAGAGAAGCUGUGCUUUGUUUUUGUGUUGAGGUUAAACCCAGGGCCUCCUCAUGCUGGGAAAGCACUCUAUGGCUGAAGCCUAGCUCAGCGCCAGGUGUCACCUCUGUACCAGAGGCUAAGCCAAGGCUUCCCACCUGGAUUAGUCCCCAGCACAGCUGAAAAGCUCAACCUGAAAAGGGCUGGAGCCAGGAAUAUGUCACUCUACCCAAUUUCAGGCAGUGAUUGGAUGAUGCUGGCUGUCUGUCACGAUGCAGAGGCGGGCCUGGAGGCCCUCCAUCCCGGAUGCUGGGGGAACUGCCCAAUCAGUGCGCAGAGGGAGAGGAAGGGCGGGCUUCCGCAAUAUCGCGGGUUUUUCUUCCUCAGCGACUUGGCCUUUCAUCCUUCAAGCCAAGGGUUUUCUGCUCCAGGGACUCAGGUGACUCUGCGCUGCCUGUGUCCCCCGUCACCCCCAUCUCAGGUGCCUCGAGGUUCCUCGAGAGGAUGCCAGGUCACCACAGAAGGCAAAAAUGAUGUCAGUGACCUUUGAGGAUGUGGCUGUGAACUUCAUGCAGGAGGAGUGGGAUUUGCUGGAUGCUUCCCAGAAGAACCUUUACAGAGAUGUGAUGCUGGAAGUCCUCAGAAACCUGGCAUCUAUAGGAAACAAAUGUGAUGAGAAGAACAUUGAAAAUCAGAUCAAAAAUUCUGGGAGCAAUCUAAGGCAGAUCACAUCUCACUAUGUCCCCGAACGCUACAAGCAUGAAGAAUGUGAGGAGAAGCCAUGUGAAUUGAAACUAUACAGGAAAUCUCUGGUUUCUCUCAAAACUGUUCACACACAAAUGUUAACACAAACUGGAGAUGGACCCUAUGAGAGUACAGUAUGUGGAAAAGUCAUCAGUUGUUCGAAUGACAUUCAAAGGCAUGAAGAUUCUCGUACUGAGUGGCAACCUGAUGAAUGUCAACAAUGUGAUGAAGCCUCAUCUUCUCCCACAGAUGUUCAAAAUCACACAAGAACACAUAGGGGAGGUAAAGCUUUUCAAUGUGAGGUAUGUGGGAAAGCCUUUCAUUCCCCCACUUUAUUUAGAAGACAUGAAAGAACUCAUUCUGGAGAGAAAUCCCAUGAGUGUAAAGAAGGUGGUAAAACCUUGGUUUCACCCACAGGUCUACACAGUCACGUGGUCACGCACACUGGGAAAGUACUUUUUAAAUGUAACAUAUGUGGGAAAGACUUUGCUUACCGAAGUUUAUUUAGAAUACAUCAGAGAAAACAUACUGGAGAGAAGCCCUAUCAAUGUCAACAAUGUGGAAAAGCCUAUACUACUUCAACUUACCUUCAGAUACAUAAACAAAUCCAUGCUGGAGAGAAGCCCAAUGAAUGCCAACAAUGUGGAAAAGUCUUCACUACUUCUUCUUCCCUUCACACACAUGAACGGACUCAUACUGGAGAGAAGCCUUUUGAAUGCAAUCAGUGUGGCAAAGCUUUUGCUCAAUCAUCUACCCUUCACAAACAUAAAAAAACUCAUACGAAAAAGAAACCCUAUGAAUGUCAACAAUGUGGGAAAGCCUGCCCUAGUUUGUCUUACCUUCAGAGACAUGAACGUAGGCAUACUGGAGAGAAGCCCUAUGAAUGUACGCAGUGUGGCAAAGCCUUCACUCGGUCCAAUCGCCUUCACUCACAUGAAAAAUCUCAUACUGUGGAGAAGCCCUAUGAAUGUCAACAAUGUGGGAAAGCCUUCAGUACUUCUUCCUACCUUCAGAUACAUGAGCGGACUCAUAGUGGGGAGAAGCCCUAUGAGUGUAAACAGUGUGGCAAAGCUUUUGCUCUGUCGUCUACCCUUCACUCACAUAAAAAAACUCAUACGAAAAAGAAACCCUAUAAAUGUCAACAAUGUGGAAAAGUCUUCACUACUUCUUUUCAGCUUCAUAGACAUGAACGAACGCAUAGUGGAGAGAAGCCCUAUGAAUGCAAGCAGUGUGGCAAAGCCUUCACUAACUCCUCUAUACUUCACAGACAUGAAAGAACACAUAUGAAAAAGAAAGCCUAUAAAUGUCAACAAUGUGGGAAAGCCUUCACUACUUUGUCUUACCUUCAGAUACAUGAACAAAUCCAUACUGGAGAGAAGACCAAUGAAUGCCAACAAUGUGGAAAAGUCUUCACUACUUCUUCUUCCCUUCAUAGACAUGAAUGGAUUCAUACUGGAGAGAAGCCCUGUGAAUGUAAGCAGUGUGGCAAAGCCUUCACUAACUCCUCUAUACUUCACAGACAUGAAAAAACUCAUACUAGAGAGAAACCCUAUGAAUGCCAACAAUGUGGGAAAGCCUGCAGUACUUUGACUUUCCUUCAGAGACAUGAACAAAUCCAUACUGGAGACAAGCCCAAUGAAUGCCAACAAUGUGGAAAAGUCUUCACUUCUUCUUACAACCUUCACAGACAUGAACGAACGCAUACUGGAGAGAAGCCCUAUGAAUGUAAGCAGUGUGGCAAAGCCUUCACUCGGUCCACUCACCUUCACUCACAUGAAAAAACUCAUACUGGGGAGAAGCCCUAUGAAUGUCAACAAUGUGGGAAAGCCUUCAGUACUUCUUCCUACCUUCAGAUACAUGAGCGGACUCAUACUGGGGAGAAGCCCUAUGAAUGUAAGCAGUGUGGGAAAGCCUUCACUGACUCCUCUAUACUUCACAGACAUGAAAGAAAACAUACUAGUGACAAAUCCUAUGGAUGUCAACAAUGUAGCAAAGUUUUCACUGACUCCUCUAAAUUUCACAGACAUGAAAGAACACAUACUAGAGAGAAAUCCUAUGAAUGUCAACAAUGUGGGAAAGCCUGCCCUACUUUGUCUUACCUUCAGAGACAUGAACAAAUCCAUACUGGACAGAAUCCGAAGGAAUGCAAACAAUGUGGAAAAGUCUUCACUUAUUCUUCUAACCUUCACAGACAUGAACGGACGCAUACUGGAGAGAAGCCCUAUGAAUGUAAGCAGUGUGGCAAAGCCUUCACUCGGUCUACUCACCUUCACUCACAUGAAAAAACUCAUACUGGGGAGAAGCCCUAUAAAUGUAAGCAGUGUGGCAAAGCCUUCACUCAAUCCCAUCAUCUUCACAGACAUGAAAAAAAGCAUACUGGAGAGAAGCCUUAUGAAUAUCAGUGUGGAAAACCCCUUGACACAUCCAGUAAACCUCACAUACAUGGAAGUAUUCAUGCAGAAGAGAAGCCUAAUGAAUACCAACAAUGUGGAAAAGUCUUUUUCUUGCUUUUUCUUUCACAACAUGAAGCGAUUCACACUCAAGAGAAACCCUAUGAAUGUAAGCAGUGUGGGAAAGCCUUCACUCAGUCCACUCAUCUUUGCUCACAUGAACGAACUCAUACUGGAGAGAAGCCCUAUGAAUGUCAUCAAUGGGGAAAAACCUUUGUUAUAUCCCAUCAGCUUCACUUACAUGAACAAACUCAUAUUGCAAAGAAAUUGUACUGAUGAAAACAAUUGGCAAAGACUUCUGUUAUUACUGUUCUUCUCAUCAACAUGUUGGAAGUUUACUGGAGAAAAAUUCUUUAAAUGUGAAAUGUGGUGGAUCAAUAUUUCUUGUCUCCUUCAAACACACUGCUCACUCUGCUGAAUUUUGUACUGGGGAUUGCACUGCAGAUUUGGUCUGGUGGCCCUCUACCACUGAGACACAUCCUCAUUCUUUUUGAUAUUUUUAAUUUUGAGACAGAGACUUGCUGAGUUCCUUAGGGUUUUUCAAAAAUGCUGAUGCUGGCCUCAAACUUGUGAUCCUUUAGCCUAAGUCUCCCAAGUCUCUGGGAUUAAAGGCAUACAUCACCACAUCUGGCUGAAUAACUGUUUAAAUGUGAAAAAAUAUAGCAAAUCAUUCCAUUUUCCCUGUUGUCUUCAAACCCAUUUCCCUCACUGGAAAACAAACACUCUGAAUGGGGACGAUUUGCUAUACUCUAUCAGUUUAAUGUUCUAGACCUAAUUUUCUUCUCUUUUAUGAAAAUUCUCAUGGAGAGAAGCCCUAUGAAUGUAAAAAAUGUGGGAAAUCUUUUAAUUUUUGUAGUUUCUUCUGAGUACUAGAAAGAUACUUUUGGAAAGAUUCAUGCCAAAAUGAAUAAAUCCUAUGCAAAUAAGAAA